CGUGACAGUGGUGCCGCUGGCUGGGAACAGGAUGCUGACAGGCCGAGCAGACGCAACGAUCCAACGGAGAAAACCCGCAGCAGCAUCCUUUGUUUUCAGGAGCAGCAUAUUCAGAUUGUGUGGCGAGCUGAAAAGAGAGUUGACGGGGCUGAGAAGAGGCAGUGAGGCUUUCAUUUCCUGCCAUCCUCUGCCUUUCCUAGGGCCCUGUGGAAGCACUCAUCCACACCACUGUCCUCACUUCUCAGUACUCUCUUACCUCCUUUCCAUUGUGUCACUGCUCUCCCUCUCUCUUUUCAUCAAUUUUUCUGUCCAUCUUGCUUGAUGAAAAGUUCCAAACCUAAGAACCACAGACUAAUAGAGACCUCUCAUCAAAGACCAGUGAAGAGCUGCUAACAGAGACUUUCCUUCACAUGCAAUGCAGUAGAAUAUUUGACUGGAGUACCAGUAAGUCUGGCUCAGGCAAUGAGGAGGGUCAGGAGCUUCAUCUCAUUCUAAACUUUCUCGUCUCCACCUUGAGUCUUCAUGUUUUGGGGGUCCUGCGGCUUCCCUGCCCUCCGUCGAACCCCCCACACAUCCAGCCACCACGGCCGGCCACCCCAGUCGCCUUGUUGCCAUGCCGACAGAGACACUUCCACAAGACCUGCCAGAUAGCAAGGCUGCUGGCCCCGCAACAGCCUUCAAUUCUGCUGUACCCCUCCGUAUACUCAACAAGGGCCCUGACUACUUCAGAAGACAGGUGGAACCUAACCCAAAGCGCCUAAGUGCUGUUGAGAGACUAGAAGCUGAUAAAGCCAAGUACGUCAAGAGCCAGGAAGUUAUCAAUGCCAAGCAAGAGCCUAUCAAACCACCCGUGCUGGCAAAGCCUACUGUCUGUCACCCACUGCUGGCCAAGAGAGGCUCUGGGAUUGGUGGAGGAGGAAAUGGAGGCGGGAUACCUUUCAAAGCAUCGAAUAACAAUGCAAAGUCAGACACAUGUGCAACAAGCAGUGGCGGCAGUAAACGGGAUAAUUUAAACCUGGAGAUACUCAAAAAUCUCCUAAAUUCAUCGUCCUCUUCGGGCACUGGACCUGAAGGACUAGGAGGUGGAGCUAAGAGUGCUGUACUGAUGAGGUCAUCGGGGGAAAUGGCCAAGAGUUGGAUGCCAUCAGGGAUCCCAUUAACAUACCGAUCUACAAUGACACUUAAUGAGCGACCUCCAAACUCAGGUCCCAGUCCAAGCACCUCACACUCUCUCCGUUCCUUCUCCCAUUCCCUGAAGGUCCCCCCGAUCAACAGCGGGGGACGUCAUAGUCCACAACCAGGAGGAAACCUCAACCUCAGCAGACGAGUCCUGGAUGAACGAGGAGGCAAGGGAGUCGUUGAUCGCUCUCGUUCUCCACUACCGCCUCUGCUCACCUCCCACUCCUCCUCUGACCUCUUGCGACUGUGCAAUGGCAAGCCCCUCCGCACUGCCCGAUCCAGCAGCUCCUCAGCUCCUCCCCUCCCUCCAAAACCUAACCCUGCAUCCCUUCCUCCUCCCACACUUUCCUUGUCAUUGCGUCCCCCUCAACCAAAUCCAUCUGCUUCACCCUGUGACAACACCACCCCUCAAUCGCUACCUUGUGAUCUUGGAGACCCUUCCAAUACUUCAAUCAAUCCCCACCUGGAGGUAGGGCUUGGCUCAUCUGUAGCUUGUCGCUCCUCACUACACAGAUCUAAAUCAGACCUGUCAGACCGGUAUGCCCGGGCUGGAGCUGACGUGGAACGCUUUUUUAACUACUGUGGCCUCGACCCAGAGGAGCUAGAGGCAGUUGGUCCAGAGAAUUUUGCACGAGCCAAUUCAGACAUUGUCAGCCUGAACUUCCGAUCAGCUUCUAUGAUCUCCUCUGAAUGCGACCGCUCACGGCAAUCCUCCAAUGAUGGAUUGUCAGAUGGGGAUGAGGGUGGGGACAAGGAGGAGGAGGCUGGAGAGCGUGUGCCGUAUGGGAUCUCAGCUGUGGAACGUAAUGCAAGAGUCAUAAAGUGGCUUUACAGUAUCAAGCAGGCAAGAGAGACACAAAAAGUGUCACAUGUUUAGGACAAGCAGUACAGAAAAACUGCCCUGUGUUUUAGAAUGGAUAGAUGGAUUAUUGAAUGGAUCAAAUAGAAAGUCUGGCAGGUCUAUCCAAACUAGGUGAGGAAAUAAAUGAAUAGAUUAAGAAACAGACUCUUAUCAUCCAAGGUCUAGAUUAACACCAAGGAAAUGUAGGGAAAUAUGAAUGGAUGGAUAGGAACAUAAUCAUAUAUUCAAACAAAUAAACAAAGGACAUAUAAAUAAGUAAACAGUUUCCCUAUGGAUACAGUUUAAACCGACAGACACAUAAGUCCUAGGACCCAUUAAACCACAUCUUCACCAUAAUGGAUUACAGGCCUUUCUCACAGAGUACAUUUUGGCUGGUCAGACAGGGGUAGAGGGGGGUAAAGCGGUCAUUCUCUAACAGAGGGUUGGCACUGCGAUCCCAGCCUUCCCCAUUCCGCAUGCCAAAGUGUCCUUGGGCAAGAUACUGAGCCCCAAAACUGCCCCUUUUCAUAGAGAAAGUGUUGCAAUAGAUGCCCUGUAUGAAUGUGUGUGUGAAUGGGUAAAUGACAAAAACUAAACUGUUAUGCGCAAAAAUAGAAAAGCGCAAUAUAAAUACAGACUAUUUCAUUUUAGUUGCAGGCUGGUUUCUAAAUUUUUUUCCAAAUACAAUCAUUGCCCAUAUCUCUGAUGCGUUCUGUGAGUUGAUAGCCCUGAUUCUUUGCACAUUCACGGCUGUUUCCCCAGUUGGAGAAAUUGGUGACCAUUCAAAGCAUUUGAAGUGGGACUGUAAAUAGAGACAUCAUCUAAAUAUAGUGGCUUCAGGAAGAAUUCAGACCCCUCACUUUUUGGGAAUUUUUUCUAGUGUUUUGUUGAUUCAGUUUUAAAUGGAUUGAAUAAAAAAUAUACUGUCAGCGUACUAAUCCAGCUAAUGAUUCAUAAUGACCAAGUGAAAACAUGUUUUUUUUAAUUUGUUCGUUAACUUGUUCAAAGCUGUCUUCAGACAAAUUUGUGUCCGGACCAUCUCCACGAUUAGCCUUUCACACAUGAUCAGCGCAGGGGGAGUUCUCUCCUCAGACCCGUUAACAACAGCAAAAAAUCCUCUGCGGGAUUCAGGGGUGGGGCUGGAGACAGAGGCAGUAAGUAACACGUUCAUUCUGCUAUGGAGUUCAGGUGAUUUUGUAUACAGCACAUGGACACCACGAACUUGCUUGAUCGUCUUCAUUGUCUUCUACAUGUAUGGCUCCACUUUUUAAUCAUGACAUAUAUGGUUUCCUUUCGUUUUUUUUGCGUCUGUUGUGUGUUAGAAGCAUCAUCGGUACAUCAUACUAAAGUAAUAGAGCUAAAGUAUAGUGCGAUUUGUCCCUUCUGAAUUACGGAUGUUGUCCAGUUGUUGGACUGAGCAACAGGUAUUAGUUCCACUUGUGCUUUUCUUGCAAUGACAUGCCAAAAAGUCCACUUUGGAAAAGGUCCUGCACUCUUAGAAAAACAGAUAUGGAAAUCUAUCUGUCAAAAACUAGAAAGCACUUUGGAAAGACAGCUUUGGGAAGCUACUAGAUAGUUGUUAUAGGUGACUGUUAAAUGAUUAAUUGAGGGUGAGAGGGUUUGAGGGGGGGCGGGGCACUCAAAACAGGUCAAUCUGAGGAGGUUUUAGGUAAAAAGGUGCUGUUUUUAAAUGAUCCUUGUGGUAUUUUGACCAAAAUAUGUUACAGACAUUUCAUUAAGACCCCAAGGAACCAUAGCAACUGUGGUAAAAUGGGCAAACGAAGGGUCCUUUAACUAUAUUACUUUUAACUGGUAAUAUAGAUAUCAAAAUUACUCAUUUAAUGCUUUAAAGUGUGUGAAGAUUGAGUGACAAAGAAAAAAAGAGGCAGUGAGAGGUUAAGACAGAUAGACACAUGAUAUAAAAUGUAAUAUCUCAAACAUACUUAUCCAUACAGCGUUAAGGUAUUUGUGCUAACCAGCCAAUUUUUAUUAACAAUGUUCUUAUCAACCUGUUAAUUUUAAAGCAAUUCAACAUUGCACUGGAGAGUUUUAGUGUCCUAUGAUGAGAUUUUGUUAUUCAGUGGCUGUACUACACUGACAAUAUUCAGAAUGCAUUCACAAUUUGGUUAAAGGUAGAAAAUAUUGUUUACAAUGUAAUGGAUCACUUAAGGCUCUACUUUAGUGAUUCACUUUACUUGUUUGGUCCACUUAGCUUCUGGUCAGUCUGACAUAGUAGAUAUGUAAUGAAAAUAGCAUGGCAUUUAAAGAUAAACUGCUCUUAAAUGUGUAAGGCUACCAGUCUCUUAAAACUCAGAAAGGUUUGACCCUGAUCAUAUGAUAAUUUCCCUGAUUCAUGUUAUCUGAACAACGCAGUCCAGUUGCAGUCUCCCUCAGUCAAGGUCA
Messenger RNA from Pleuronectes platessa (European plaice), 4423 nucleotides. It is a transcript of the gene fam110b, whose product is annotated as family with sequence similarity 110 member B. The record is from RefSeq and is a predicted model, not a curated record. The coding region runs from base 614 to 2056 and encodes 480 amino acids. NCBI's taxonomy places the organism in Eukaryota, Metazoa, Chordata, Actinopteri, Pleuronectiformes, Pleuronectidae. The transcript has 4 exons.